AUGGAGAAGAAAUUUUUUCUCCAUGUUGCGUGUCUCCAUAGAGGGAGGGAUAAAGAGCAAGUAAUUGAAACACUAGACAGUAUCCUUGACAUUUCCAGUCGUAUUGGGAUAGAUAUUCUUGUUGAGACAUCUCUCUUAACUGUUGAGAAACUCCACUCUCAGGGCAACAGUGUUGAGAUGCAUGACUUGAUACAAGAAAUGGCAUGGAGAAUUGUUCGGGAAGAAUCUCCCGAAGAACCUGGUAAACGCAGUCUUUUAUGGUGUCGCAAAGACAUUUUUCAUGCAUUCAUGAACAAUACGGUUACUGAAGCAAUUGAAGGCAUAGCCUUACGUCUGCCCGAAUUAGAAGUGGUGCACUGGAAUUGUACUGAAGCCUUCGAUAAGAUGCAGGGGUUAAGGUUUCUUGAAUUUGAUAAUGUUAUGAUUUCUUCAGCCCCUAAAGUUCUUCCAAAUUCCUUAAGAAUUAUUCGUUGGAAUUGGUAUCCUUCCAAAUCUCUCCCACCAAGGUUUGAACCAUGUUUCCUUGCUAAACUUGAGAUGUGUUAUAGCAAACUUGUCCGCCUUUGGGAUGGAGCAAAGGGCAACAGUGUUGAGAUGCAUGACUUGAUACAAGAAAUGGCAUGGAGAAUUGUUCGGGAAGAAUCUCCCGAAGAACCUGGUAAACGCAGUCUUUUAUGGUGUCGCAAAGACAUUUUUCAUGCAUUCAUGAACAAUACGGUUACUGAAGCAAUUGAAGGCAUAGCCUUACGUCUGCCCGAAUUAGAAGUGGUGCACUGGAAUUGUACUGAAGCCUUCGAUAAGAUGCAGGGGUUAAGGUUUCUUGAAUUUGAUAAUGUUAUGAUUUCUUCAGCCCCUAAAAGGUGCAAAAGGCUUGAGCAAUUGCCAGAUCUUCCGUCAAAUAGUUUCUUAUACGUAGAUGCAAAUGAUUGUACUUCCUUGAAGAGGUUGUCAGAUCCAUCAAAGUCUAGCGGAGGAGCCAACAUGUAUGAUUUUAUUUUCACCUGUCUUAAUUGCUUCAGCUUGGUUAAAGAAGAAGGCUGGAUUAACAGAAUAUUUGCAAUGAUAAUGAGAUUGGCCAGUGAGGGUCUCUAUCCAAUGUGGACUGGUAACUUAAUUGUAUGCCCUGGAAGUGAGAUUCCAGAUUGGUUCGAGAAUCCAAGUGUGGGAGAUUCAAUAACUAUGGAACUGCCUCUACCUCCACAACCAUGUAGCGACUGGGUUGGUAUUGCUUUAUGUGUCGUUUUUGAAGAUUCUGAAUAUUUGGAAAAUCCAGACACCCUUCUUGAUUAUGAUUUUUUAAAAAUUGAAUGUCUGUUGGGUGCGCAUGAGACUUUGACGGUGGGGCAUCUUGAGUCACAACACCUUUGGCAUUUUUACUUGCCUUGCGAUGAUAUUAAGCAUCAAAUCCAACUAAUAGGAAAAGAGGAUGGCUCGUGCAGUCAUCGCUUUUCAUUCAAAUCGCAUUAUUGUUUAAAAGGAUCUCCAGACAAAUUCCUCGAAACAAGCUCGAUUAUAAAGAAAUGUGGAGCACGUUUGGUGUUCAAAAGAGAUUUGGAAGAAUUCAGCCGAAUACUGAAAAUCCCGAAGCCAGCACUACUUGAUGCAUACAGCAGUGACAAGGAGGCAGGACCAAUUGGUAGUAGUGGAAGUGGUAGCUCUGAUGACGAAAAUGAACCAGGAAAUUAG
This is a messenger RNA of Prunus avium (sweet cherry), 1686 nucleotides long. Lineage: Eukaryota; Viridiplantae; Streptophyta; Magnoliopsida; Rosales; Rosaceae. The record is from RefSeq and is a predicted model, not a curated record.